CACUUUACGGCACUUAACAUGGCGGCGCCCUUGUGAUGUUGGGGGCAUGCUACGUCUCGCGUGGAUCUCCAAACCACGGAUCCUGGGCAGGCCCCUUCACUCUCCUUGCUGACCCCUAGCUGCCCCUUCACUCUCCUUGCUGACCCUUAGCUGCCCCUUCAGUCCCCUUAGCUGCCCCCUGCUCAACUCGCGGGCGUCGCUCCUGACGUCGGAAGAAGUCAACAUCCUCCCGAGGCUAAGCAAAGCGCGUUGGGCGGCGCCAUGGCCUCCAGGUGCGCGGACAUCAACGCCAGGGUGGCUUUGCUGACCGCGCGUUUCUCCAAGAAGCCCCCGCUGGAGCCCAAGAGGGCCCUGGCCCUGCAGGACAAGGCCGGCUUCAAGCGCGAGGCCUUGGGCGAGGCGACGUGCAUCACGGAGAUGAUGCUGCUCAUGGCAUGCUGGAGGCUCAACAACUUUACUGACACGCCGUGCUCCAGCGAGAUCAGGGCCUUCUCCAACUGCUCUUCCAAGACGAAGGCGCAGUUGAAGGACGAGCAGGACAGCGGGAAGCGUACCCCCAGCAUGAUGAGUCAGAAGCAAGCCAACGCUCUCCUCUCACGCUUUCCCAUCAAGGCAAACAUCAGGCGAGGCAGAUUCUGGGAUCUGGCAUCUUCGCAAAAGUCUUAGUCCCCCGAUAUACACCACGACAAGUUUGAGGUGCGACCAGCCUUUUAUUUUACGAGAUGGCUAUGGUAUUCAUCAGUCCAACAUUUUCCCAGCAUUGCGAUAAGUUUAUGGAUGUUGAAUGAGGUUCUGCUGGAAUACGGUGAUGUCACCUUGUAGGUAUGCAAUUAUGCAUGGCUUAAAAAAUAUCGAUUAAUAGGCAUGUGAUGUACGCCUAAAACCAUCUGUGAAAUAAUCUAUUGUUAUUCAAAAAACAUGCAGACGAAGCUGAUGUUGCAUCGUGGCUCAUGGAGCAAACAGAACUGGUACACGACAGGAAAAUGAGAAACAUUACAAACGAGGCAGUAAAAAUCAGACAUCGUGAUCCCCAAAUCAUAGCAAUUUUAAUUUCUGGGGAGUUAAUGGUGACACUUAUAGGGCCUUGUAUUUAAAUGAUUAGGCACGUGUAGAGAUAUGGUGAGUUGUGUGCGAUGGCGGAAGUGAUGUUGGUCAAAUUUGUUGUGCACUCUAAUAAAGGCAUUCUCUUACAAUA
This is a messenger RNA of Lethenteron reissneri (Far Eastern brook lamprey), 1195 nucleotides long. It is a transcript of the gene CHCHD1, whose product is annotated as coiled-coil-helix-coiled-coil-helix domain containing 1. NCBI's taxonomy places the organism in Eukaryota, Metazoa, Chordata, Hyperoartia, Petromyzontiformes, Petromyzontidae. Gene Ontology annotation, biological process: mitochondrial translation. The record is from RefSeq and is a predicted model, not a curated record. Gene Ontology annotation, molecular function: RNA binding. Gene Ontology annotation, cellular component: nucleoplasm; mitochondrial ribosome; mitochondrion.